Parastagonospora nodorum SN15 is the source of this 2133-nucleotide messenger RNA. RefSeq lists its product as hypothetical. The transcript has 2 exons. Gene Ontology annotation, molecular function: carotenoid dioxygenase activity. Gene Ontology annotation, biological process: carotene catabolic process. The record is from RefSeq and is a predicted model, not a curated record. NCBI's taxonomy places the organism in Eukaryota, Fungi, Ascomycota, Dothideomycetes, Pleosporales, Phaeosphaeriaceae. The coding region runs from base 1 to 2133 and encodes 710 amino acids.
AUGCUCGUGCCUGUCAGGACUAAGGCCGCAAAAGCCAAGCCAUCCGUUCGUCGCCACUUUUCCAAAUGCACAACAAUACCUCUAACAUCUUACAGCUACCUCGCAGGCAACUUUGCACCCGCAACGAAGUCAUGGCCGCCAACACCCGUCACGUGGACCGGCGACAUCCCCAAGGAGCUACUUGGGGGCAUGUACGUUAGGAACGGCGGCAAUCCAGCAACCAACUCGGAUCUUGGUCGCGAAGCCCACUGGUUCGACGGCGACGGUAUGCUCUCGGGAGUCUGGUUCGAGCGGUCGUCGAGCAGUCCCCAGCACGUUGUCCCGCACUUCGUGAACCAAUACAUCUUGACCGAUGUGUACCUGGCGAGCGUCGAAAACAGUUCUCUUCAAACACCCAUCCUACCCAGCAUAUCGACUCUUGUCAACCCAGCGUCCCGGCUUCUGUACAUAAUAUGGAGGAUUAUGAGGACCGUCUUCAUUGUCAUUCUGUCGCACCUGUCUCGAACACAGACUGCUAUCAAGAGGAUUAGUGUUGCAAACACCAGCAUCCUCUUCCACGAUGGGCGCGCGUUGGCAACCUGUGAAAGCGGACCCCCGAUGCGCGUCACUCUGCCCACGCUGGAAACAGUCGGCUGGUUCGACGGCAGCACAGCAGAAGGUGAAUCCAUGGACGAAUCGCAGAAGAACGCCGAAGUAUCAACAGUCACAUUCGGCGGUUCAGGACCACUCAGUUGGAUGAAUGAAUGGACAACUGGCCAUCCCAAGAUCGACCAGGAAUCCGGCGCCAUGAUCCUCUUCCAUUGCAACUUUGCACCCCCAUACGUACACUAUUCGUUAGUGCCUGCAAAGGACAUUUCACAGUCGGGACCGCAACAGCAAAUCAUGAGCGCUCCUGUGCCAGGUUGUGCUGGUGGAAAGCUUAUGCACGAUUUUGGUGUAUCUAAACUUUCCACUAUAAUACUCGACCUGCCACUGUCUCUCACGCCUCUGAACUUGCUAAAGAACAAACCCAUUGUGCUGUACGAGCCAGAGAAAGCUUCAAGAUUUGGCGUCUUUCCCCGAACCGACCCGGCAGCAGUGCGUUGGUUCGAGGCCGUAGGGUGCUGCAUUUUCCAUACAGCCAACACAUGGGACGAAUGCAAUGCCGAGGGUACAGUCACUGCAGUCAAUCUUCUCGCUUGCAGACUGACUUCGGCCUCACUUGUCUUCAGCGCCGCGAACAUUGCACCGCCUCCCCAUCCGAACCACAAGAAGGUGGAGAAAUCGCGACGCAUGUCGUUCUUCGCCAAAUAUGACGACGACCAGGCGCUUGAGGAUCCGGAGAAGUCGCAUGCAGAUGAAACCUCGCCUUUACUCAGUCAAGAAGAGUCCCAAGGUUCUCGAUCUACACCACCGAUCCCAAUGACACAUGACGAUGAAGAGCAGUGCCGCCUCUACUAUUACCGCUUCGCCAUGGAUGUCAAGGAUUCGAAUGACGUUACCCACCAGUUUGCAUUGGCUGCCAUACCUUUCGAAUUUCCCGUGGUAUCUCCUCAUACCGAGAUGACCUACGCGCAGUACAUCUACGGAUGCAGCACAACGAACGAGUCAUUCGGAGCUGCUUUAGGGAAAGCUACAAAGAUCGACGUGAUUGUGAGGAUGGACGUAAAAGCCCUCCUUGCUCGCGCACAAGUCACACCACCUACACAGGUCACAGGGUGUGUCGAUGACCGUAGCAUCGAUCAGAUUCUGGCAUCGACGGAUCGCAACGAUCCAAUAAAGACUUUCAAAUUACCACCGAAUCACUUCGGCCAAGAGCCAAGAUUCAUCCCAAGGGAGCGGAGAAGCGGUGAUGCCAAUGUAUCGGAACACGAUGGCUAUCUCGUCUUCUACGUCUUCAACGAGGAUCAGCUCAACGAAAUGGGAGAUUGCAGAGCAGACGCGGUCAGCGAGUUGUGGGUGCUGGAUGCCAAAUCUAUGAGCGACAUUGUCUGCAAGAUCAAGCUUCCUACGAGAGUGCCUUACGGCCUACAUGGAAACUGGUUCAGCGAAGAACGCAUCAAGCAACAACGAGCUGUUCAGUCGCUGAGAGCGAUCAAAGACCCACAGCCCGCAAGUAAGUGGAGAAGUAAGCUGAUCAGUUCGAUGGGUUAG